GAAUUUAGUUGAAUUUUAGCAAGCGACAAACGAGCUACAAACGUAUUAAAGCAAACUAAUUUAGUUUUGAAAUGUUCUUAUCUAAGCAACAGAAAAAACAAAUCUUUAAAACGCCUGUAGAGUGCCGCAAAUAAAACUGGAAUAAGGCACAACAAAAUUAACUAAAUAGUGUUUGAAAUGGUUCAAGGUCUGUGGACUGCCAUUUUGCUGUUAAGUAGUGCCACCUUUGGCUGGAAUUUUCCGGUAAAAAAAAAUAUUCUUGACAAAAGUUGUCCGUACCUUGGCAGUUGCAAUUCUACGAUCAAUGAGCUUCAUAUUGACACGCUAAUGGAAUACGUGGACAGCGAAAAGAAUCCAUGCGAUGACUUCUAUGCUUAUGCCUGCGGUAAAUGGCGGGAAAAACAUGAGGCCCACACAACGGCCACGACAUUAAGCGAAACAGAGAUAAAUCGCCAGUAUGAGGACCUCUUUAGCUACCUGUUAGGGAAUCUAAGUGCCCCAGAGCAUGGUUAUCCCUUUUACAGCAAGGUACUGACCCACUUUCAGAACUGCACUGCCCUUGAAGGGCCCAAUCUGAGGCGGUACAUAGAUCUUUUGGGCCAGGAUCUGCUGUCCUCCCUGGGCUCCACGCACUGGAUGAACGUGUUGGCUGUUUUGGGGCGGUACGGCUACCACGGGCACUAUGUGCAGAUGGAAGUGCGGUGGCACAACGCAAGUCACCACAUGAUCUUCCUGUUGCCGCACAAUCGUGACGUGAAUCUAAGCCUAACUUCGGAGAUCUACAAUGCCAUAAGUCAGGUUGGCCCUUCCUGGCCCCCUCUCGAUCAGCUGAAAGAUCAGUUUGAAAAUCUUGAGCAAAAUUUGAUCAGAUUGGCAAAGUCACAUUCAGCUGACGAUACCUUCCGUAAAUACAGCCUUGACCAGAUUCGGAAUGAAGUGACUGAACUGGAGUGGGACGAGGUGUUCAGAAAGCAGCUGGGCAGAUCGAUGGGAGCGGAUCACGUAUUCCAAGUGGACGACUUGCCUGCCAUUAAAGGGCUCGUGGAUUACCUAAACAAAACGGAUACCCUGUUGCUCAACCGGUACAGCGUGGCGAGGUUUCUCAGCCAUUUGCUGGAACUGCCGCACAACCCAGUGGCCAACUGGGUAAACGGUAGGAGGUCAAGGGGUAUGGACUGCAUCCGGCAUAUGCGUCGGUCUCUCUACCUUCCGAUGAACUACGUUUACGAAAGGAGCUUUUAUGCCCGCCGUCGAAGCGCCGACGAAUUAGUCAUACACAGUGUGUUUAAGCAGUUGCAGGAGCAGCUUGAGCUAAGGGUGCAAGGUAACGCCUUGAACUUGAGCCAGGAGUUGGUAAACAAUCUGAAGGCAAAGGUGCACCACAUGCGCAUAAACGUGGGCAACCUGCCGCCCAACGUUUCUGAGCAGUUCUAUUGGGCCAGCGACCAGCGGUGGAACGUGGGCCGCGACUUUUACGAAAACCACCUGAAUAGCCUUUUGUACUACUACACCCUCGUUUCGGAUCUUGAGGGCAGCACCAAUCAAAAAGAGCGGAAAAUCUGGUACAGCUUUAACAUGCAUACGCCCGAGUUCCCCGACAACAUCGACGCUACGCCGUACUUUUAUUGCCUUGGCAACAUCAUUUUUGUGCCGUACUCCUACGUAAAGCGACCCUUCUUCUACGCCGGCUUCUGGCCGGCCCUGCUCUAUGGCGAUCUGGCCAAUACCCUGGGCCACGAGAUGAUGCACGCCUUCGACACGGACCUGGUGGACUACGAUGCACAGGGCAACUUGAGAAAUUUUAGCGACCAGCUCGGCCAGGUUGAGCUGUACAACAGUGCAGUCGGCUGCCUGAACACCAGCGCCGUGAUGCUAAACGAGCGCACGUCUGACGUCAGCGGUUCCCGGCUGGCCUUGCAGACGUAUGGAGGCGAAUGGCUGUCCCGCCUGGACAACGGUCGGCUCUACUUCCUGCAGUUCGCACAUUUCUUCUGCGGCGACAAGGGCGACCAGUACCACGACUCAGGCAGUCAGCGUCUCAACUACUCCCUCAGCCAGGUGCCACAAUUCGCUGAGAUUUUUGAGUGCCGAAAUGGGACCGGCAUGAGGUCUACGGACCAGUGCCCCUUCUGGUAGCGGAUCCCAAAGAUUCCUAGACUAAGUUGGUGUAUAGCUUUUAAAACUGACCCCAAGUAUUGUGAAUAAAUUUUUAUGUUUAGCAAAACCUA
Drosophila elegans is the source of this 2228-nucleotide messenger RNA. Its product is annotated as neprilysin-3. NCBI's taxonomy places the organism in Eukaryota, Metazoa, Arthropoda, Insecta, Diptera, Drosophilidae. Gene Ontology annotation, biological process: protein processing. The transcript has a single exon. Gene Ontology annotation, molecular function: metalloendopeptidase activity. The coding region runs from base 178 to 2136 and encodes 652 amino acids. Gene Ontology annotation, cellular component: plasma membrane. The record is from RefSeq and is a predicted model, not a curated record.